AUGAAGAAAAAUAUAAAGGGACUUAAAAAAUCAUUGGGAAAAUGGGAAGGAGCUAUGCAUAAAUUAAUGCUUAUUAAGAGUACCAGAUUAUAUAUACAGGACAAUGGUGGGUGUUUAGAAACAAGGAUUGAAUUGAAUAAAUAUAAUAAUUUAUUUCUACACGUAUUAUCGUUUAAAUUGUUUAAUUUACCCCCAAAUCCCAACUAUAAUAAGACUUUAAAAAAAUGUAUUAAUUUAAUAGUAAUAUCACAUACUUUUUUAUUACAAAUCGCUGUUUCACAGAGAACGGAAGCAGAAUCUGAUGGUGCAGAGAUUAAUGGUAAAUCAGGUGCAACAGUUACUGUAGGAGGUAGUGCAACAAACAGUGCAGCAAAUGCGGGACAUGGGGGAAAAGCUGUUGUAAAGGAAGGAGAACAUUUUGGAUAUUUUGAAAAGGUAGUCAAGGUAGUUUCUGAUGCUUAUAGUACUGCUAAUAAAGCAUUGGCACCUGUAUGUUGUUUCCUAUUGAGAACAGAAAGAGAUAACGAAUGUAAAAAAUCAUCAAUUAUAGUAAUACUUAUUUUUAUUAUGGUCGCGGUGGCAAUAGUUCAUUAUGUUUAUAAUCAGGUAAGUAAUUAA
Messenger RNA from Plasmodium gonderi, 618 nucleotides. RefSeq lists its product as hypothetical. The record is from RefSeq and is a predicted model, not a curated record. The transcript has a single exon. NCBI's taxonomy places the organism in Eukaryota, Apicomplexa, Aconoidasida, Haemosporida, Plasmodiidae. Bases 1 to 618 code for a protein of 205 amino acids.